This is a messenger RNA of Zasmidium cellare ATCC 36951, 714 nucleotides long. RefSeq lists its product as uncharacterized. Lineage: Eukaryota; Fungi; Ascomycota; Dothideomycetes; Mycosphaerellales; Mycosphaerellaceae. The transcript is spliced from 2 exons. Bases 1 to 714 code for a protein of 237 amino acids. The record is from RefSeq and is a predicted model, not a curated record.
AUGUCGAAGGUGCUCGGACUGGGGUCUGCAUUCACUCCAGACAAGUCUCACACGACGCACGACACAAGGCUGUUGGGAAAGGACCGCUUUUUAAGUACUGUGCAUACUCUGAAGUGUUCAUCUAUCACCACACUCUGCGAGGACGAAGUACCCAACACGGAUAAUCGUAGACUCAAACAGGAAGACCAACUCGAACCAACCCUCAACAGCACCACUCCCUGCAACAUGGAGUUCGCUUCAGGCCUCCACGCCCUCCUGACUAAUGAAUCGCCACAUUCCAGCACCCUCAACGCCGUACUGAUCAUCUUCUUCACAGCCCUUGCCAUCGUCAUGGUCUACAGCAUCCAGCGCGACAUCAACGCCCAAGUCGACCAAUUCCGUCUCGCCGCCUUACCAUUCUCGCUGCGUGUCGCCUUCGCCCGCACUCGCCUCAACAAUGCAAAGUAUCGACUCAAUCUCUUGUACUCGCGGAUGUGUCCUGAAGAGUGGGCGAAGUACCAGAAGAUUGUGCAGACGAGGCGGGAGAUCAUGGAGUACGUCGAAGCAGAGGCCGAGGAGCCUUUGAAAGCGCUGGAGCAGGCGGAGAAGUAUCAGGUUUGGUGGUGGACGGGGGUUGUCGAUGUGCCGGUUUUGAAGCUGUAUUUGAGCGAAGAUGUGCUUGAGCGGGAUAGUGAUGACGAUGGGUAUUGGUUCUCAGAUGAUGAUGAGGAGUGA